AUGAUUGACUCUUCUAAUUACUAUGAAAAUUCUUUGUUUCAGGUGUCAGGUGAAAUUCCCACACCGAGACAAUGGAGGCCUUCACUGUACAGGAAGUGCACAGAUAUCCCGUGGCUGGUUUUGUUUUUCCUUUUCUGGUCAGGUUUGAUGUUCAUCAGUGGAUAUGCUUUGAUGGCUGGAGCUGCAGAGAGACUUGUAUUUGGUUAUGAUAGCUAUGGAAAUGUUUGUGGGAGACGAAACACUCCGAUCCCUAAUGCUCCUUUUUCUGGAAAAGAUAUGACUAACAGAAAGCAUGUUUUUUUCUUGAAUUCAUGCAACUUGCAAUUCAAAAACUUUAAGAUCAAUUCCACCUCAUUGUGUGUAAGAAGUUGUCCCCAGGAACAGCUGACAACAUUGCAGGACCUGCAGCACUUUGCUAAGAAUAAUGGCUCUCACCUAUGUGUAUAUAAAAUGAACUACACAGAAUAUACAAACCAUCCCAUGGUUUCAGAAUGGUGUCCUGUACUGCCAGUAUCGCCAAGCAAAUCUUUCCCACUUUUCAACCGUUGUGUCCCUCAGAACCCUGACUGUUACAAGCACUUCGCCCCUGUUCUGAUUGAUGUGGUUAAUGAGGUGGACUUGUUUCAUCGUGUCCUCAGUGGGAUUAUGGCUGGAAGAGAAAAUGUCAUAGGGUUGAGCAUCCUUGCAGUAGCUUUAUCUGUAGUGAUGGUCAUUUCAUUUCGCUACAUCAGCACUCUCAUGGUCCACAUCUUUGUAGCUUUGCUUAUGUUUGGAUUACUGUUUGUCUCUGGAGUGCUGUGGUGGCUGUAUUAUGACCAAAUUAAUGACAUUAGUUAUGAGCUGGAGACUGAGAAGGAAAAUGCAAAGUUCUUACUUGGAUUCUCUAUAGUAUCUACAUUAGUGUCUAUCAUCCUGUUGAUCUCAAUAUUUGUAAUGAGGGCAAGGAUCCAGAUGACCAUUCAGCUGUUCAAAGUGGCAAGCAGCUUUAUCAGUCGGAUCCCAUUUUUGUUGGUGCAGCCCCUCUGGACUUUUCUGAUUCUCCUUUUCUACUGGAUAUUAUGGGUUGCUGUGCUGCUCAGUAUGGGCACAUCAGGCAGUGCCCAGGUAUCAUCAGAUGGGCAAGUGACAUUUAAACCUCUGGCCGGAAUUCGAUAUAUGUGGUGGUAUCAUUUAUUUGGCCUGAUAUGGACCAGUGAAUUCUUCCUUACAUGUCAGCAAAUUGUCAUUUCUGGAGCCACUGUGUCCCGGUUCUUAGAUCGAGACAAAACAAAAGUCAAGCACCCUAUCCUGUCUUCCUUGUCUAUUCUGUUUUGGUACCAUCUUGGAACAGCAGUUAUGGGUUCCUUCUUGCUGGCCCUUUUGAAAAUCCCAAGAAUUAUUUUAAUGAAUUUAUCUCGGCUACUAUAUAAAAAGGACAAUGCAUGCACCAGGUGUACGUCAAAGUGCUGCUUCGGCUGCGUUUGGUGCUAUGAAAAAUGGCUGAGAUGCUUGAAUCAG
This is a messenger RNA of Nanorana parkeri, 1497 nucleotides long. Its product is annotated as choline transporter-like protein 3. The annotation marks the transcript as partial. The record is from RefSeq and is a predicted model, not a curated record. Gene Ontology annotation, cellular component: membrane. Gene Ontology annotation, biological process: transmembrane transport. Gene Ontology annotation, molecular function: transmembrane transporter activity. NCBI's taxonomy places the organism in Eukaryota, Metazoa, Chordata, Amphibia, Anura, Dicroglossidae. The transcript is spliced from 11 exons.